Messenger RNA from Melanotaenia boesemani (Boeseman's rainbowfish), 1683 nucleotides. RefSeq lists its product as uncharacterized. Bases 8 to 925 code for a protein of 305 amino acids. NCBI's taxonomy places the organism in Eukaryota, Metazoa, Chordata, Actinopteri, Atheriniformes, Melanotaeniidae. The transcript is spliced from 3 exons. The record is from RefSeq and is a predicted model, not a curated record.
CAAGCACAUGCAUGGUGAUAGAUUGUGUCGGCGGGUCUGGGAUCUGCUGGCGGGUCUGGGACGUGUCGUAGGGUCGGGAUCUGCCGGCGGGUCUGGGACGUGCAGGCAGGUCUGGGACGUGUCAGCGGGUCUGGGACUUGUCAGGAAGUCUGGGACAAGUCGUAGGGUCUUGGAUCUGCCGGCGGGUCUGGGACGUGUCGGCGGGUCUGGGACAUGUCUUAAGGUCUGGGACGUGUCGGAGUGUCUGGGAUGUAUCGGCGGGUCUGGGAUCUGCCUAGGACAUGCAAACGGGUCUGGGAUCUGCCAGCAGGUCUGGGACGUGUCGGCGGAUCUGGGACAUUCCGAUGGGUCUGGGAUCUGCCAGCAGGUCUGGGACAUGUCGGCGGGUCUGGGACGUAUCGGCAGGUCUGGUGCCGGCGGGUCUGGGACGUGUCAACGGGUCUGGGAUCUGCCAGCAGGUCGGGGAUGUGUCGGCGGGUCUUGGACGUGUUGGUGGGUCUUGGACGUGUUGACGGGUAUUGGACAUAUCGGCGGGUCUGGGAUCUGCCGGCAGGUCUGGGAUGUGUCACGGGGUCUGGGACAAGUCGUAGGGUCUGGGAUCUGCUGGCGGGUCUGGGACGUGUCGUGCAGGCAGGUCUAUGGCGUGUCGGCUGGUCUGGGACGUGUCGGCGGGUCUGGGAUCCGCCUGGGACAUGCCAACGGGCCUGGGAUUUGCCAGCAGGUCUGGGACAUGUCGGCGGGUCUGGGAUCUGCCAGCAGGUCUGGGACGUGUGGGCAGGUCUGCGACAUGCCGGCGGGUCUGGGAUUUGCCAGCAGGUCUGGGACAUGUUGGCGGGUCUGGGACGUGUCGUGCAAGCGGGUCUGGGAUGUGUUGCCGGGUCUGGGACGCGUCGGCGGGUCUGGGAUCUGCCAGCGGGAUGGGUAACGCUGGGUGGGCCAGUGGGCCCUCCUGCCACCGGGAGCUUGGGCUGUUUUCGGUAUCCUGGCUCAUCAUCCUCACUGGAGGCAAGGAUGGGUCACUGAGCUCCUCCAUCAGAUGGAGCUCGUCAUUUCUCCCGCAUUCAUUCGUUGGAGCGCAGCCAGGCUGCUUCUGCUUCUUCUCACCAUUUCUUCGAUCAGUGGCUGGCCUCCCAGCUGAGGCGACGUGAUGGGAUGUUAUCAUCUGACCAGAUUAUUAAAGGGUUAUGUCUGGAUUAGCUAGUCAUCAGGCUAAAUCAAAUAAAUUAAGGUAUCCGUCAUUUAUUGGUGCCACAAACCGGUUGCCUAGCAACGCUGACACUGAGUCGGUUUUCCGUAGUGAUUCUUGGUAUAAAUUAUCAGUCUUUUUAUUUUGUACCACAGACAUCCCAAAUUCACAAUAUGACAAAACGAGUCAUUUCAGGUAAAGUUAUGAAGUUUGAGCGAGAUGAGGUUAAAUUUAGGAGCUACGUGAGGCCGAAAAUGGAAAGAGGGUCAAAAGGAGUCCCUGGUGGUUCGAGUGUUGCUGAAGAGUCAGAAACCGUUUGGCUGUAGCUGCAGAUGGAAAUUUCAAAAGCAUCUUUAAACCAGUUUGCCACAUUUUCUUUGCUCAUGUUUCCACUGGUUUUAGUGUUAAAAUGAAAGUUAUAUUUGGGUAUUCGGACGCUGCAGCGAAUUUCUCUCCCUCUGGAAGAGGAAGUAAAUAAAGAUUCAUAAUGACUGAAU